Messenger RNA from Pantherophis guttatus, 2192 nucleotides. It is a transcript of the gene RAP1B, whose product is annotated as RAP1B, member of RAS oncogene family. Gene Ontology annotation, molecular function: GTP binding; GTPase activity. Gene Ontology annotation, cellular component: membrane. Gene Ontology annotation, biological process: Rap protein signal transduction. The record is from RefSeq and is a predicted model, not a curated record. NCBI's taxonomy places the organism in Eukaryota, Metazoa, Chordata, Lepidosauria, Squamata, Colubridae.
GGCGGCCGCUCCUCAGGCUGCGAUAAGCUUCUUCCGCUUCCCAUUCUCUUGCCAGAAUCCGUUUUCAGCUUUUAAAGGGUGGAUUGCAGCAGCAGCAGCAGCGGAGAUAAUAUUCAACCAGAUCCUCAGUUUAAAGAAGAGCUGUUUCCUGACCGAUCCUUGUUCUUUAAGAGCUGGGUUGAAUUCAGAUUCUUAAAGAUAGGGAGAAACAGCGCCCGCACGAAGAAAGAGAAUUAGAGAAUACUGUAUUGGCUAUAGUUCUAUUAGUGCUAUUUUCGCCAUUACAAAAUCGACUGGGGUAGAGACAUUUGGAUAGAAAGAUGACGGCAACCUGUGGUUUUAGGUGAUUUAAGAUUUACAUCAUGCGCGAAUAUAAACUAGUAGUUCUUGGUUCGGGAGGUGUUGGGAAGUCUGCAUUGACUGUACAGUUCGUUCAAGGAAUAUUUGUUGAAAAAUAUGAUCCAACGAUAGAAGAUUCCUACAGAAAGCAAGUUGAAGUAGACGCACAACAAUGUAUGCUUGAAAUCCUAGACACAGCAGGAACGGAACAAUUUACAGCAAUGAGAGACCUCUACAUGAAAAAUGGUCAAGGAUUUGCUUUAGUUUAUUCCAUCACAGCACAAUCCACAUUUAAUGAUUUGCAGGAUCUACGAGAACAAAUUCUUCGAGUCAAAGACACUGAUGAUGUUCCAAUGAUUCUGGUUGGCAAUAAGUGCGACUUGGAAGAUGAACGAGUUGUGGGAAAGGAACAAGGACAAAAUUUAGCAAGGCAGUGGAAUAAUUGUGCAUUUUUAGAAUCUUCUGCAAAAUCAAAGAUAAAUGUUAAUGAGAUCUUUUAUGACCUUGUGCGACAAAUUAACAGAAAAACUCCUGUGCCUGGAAAAGCACGCAAAAAGUCAUCAUGUCAGUUACUUUAAUACAUGUAUGUACUGUAGCACUGAGCCAGGUCUGAAGAACUGUUGCCGACUACAACAGUGCCAGCAUUCCAACUUUAUUAAAACUACCAACAUCUUAAAUGGACUUUCCUGUGGUGGUACCCUUAUAAAAUGGAUGACAGCUACAUCAGUUUGCACAUUCUAAUCACUUUCCAGUGUCACAAGAGAUUUUUAUGUAUACAUAAUCUAAGUGUAUGCAACUGGUAAAACCAGAGCCUACAUCCAGUAUUACCAGUGAGAGACAUUGUUCAUCUACCAAUGUUGUACAUGUAUGAAACCUGUACUGUAUACUGCAACAAACCCCAUACUUCCUAUUGGAGAGUACAAUAAUGUAAAUCAUAAAAGCACCACUAUUUUAGCAUAAUAAAAGAAAGUCCAAAGAGCUCCUAUAUAGACUACUCCAGAUAACUUUGCUUCAUUGGUAUUUGUAGCUUAUUGUAACUUUUUUAAAAAAAAUACAGGAUCAUCAUUGUAUUGUACAAAAGCGCUUUGAUUAACACAACAGCUAUAUAGUUUUUUAAUUUUAGGAUAAAAAAAAAAACCUGUGGAGACAGUGAACUAGUGUCUUUAAAAUGAGUCCUUUCAGUAUAAUGUCUGUCUAAAGACAUUGCCUUUAAUAUCUGUUGGGAAGGAAAUGUCCAGAUUUUUCAACCUUUUAUCGUAUGUUUCCUUUUCCUUGUUUACAUAGGGAACAAUGUUUAUAGUUGUGUAUACAGUGGGGGUCUACAACAAGAAGUGUAUAUUUUAAAACAAUUUUUUAAUGAUUUAACAAUUUUUUGUAAAUCAUUUUUGGGCUUCUGCAGCUGUAGAUUCUCACUGUGAAUUCCCUUGCUUGCUCAUGCAUAAGUGUAUUUGCAAUACCAAAUAUACAGGUUUAGUACUUUUGCCUGUUAGUGAUUGUUUUACAUGUGUAACGUUUUGGUUGAGAUGUUAAAUGGUGGACGAGUACUGUGGAUGUGAAUGUGGGAAGUAAUUUUAAUCAUGUGUAAUUGGUCCCAAGGCCUAAGUUGCAGUAAUUACCUUUUUGCAGAUUUAUUUAACAAUGCCUUGUUGCUUUGUAUGCAUUGUUUGGGUGUAAAGAUUGCGUGUAAAAUCCAACAGGGAGCCACAGUAUUUAAAUUGACAACCUAAUGUUACAACUGCUUUGAGGUGGCCAAAUGUAAACUAAAAGCCUUAAUUAAAAGUGGUGCAAUUUUGUAUGACUUAGCAUCAGUAGUUCAAUAAAUUUGGAUUGCCAUGCAAGGGCUUGCAUUACAA